Messenger RNA from Caenorhabditis briggsae, 237 nucleotides. Gene Ontology annotation, biological process: negative regulation of extrinsic apoptotic signaling pathway via death domain receptors; positive regulation of neurogenesis; canonical NF-kappaB signal transduction. The transcript has a single exon. The record is from RefSeq and is a predicted model, not a curated record. The coding region runs from base 1 to 237 and encodes 78 amino acids. Lineage: Eukaryota; Metazoa; Nematoda; Chromadorea; Rhabditida; Rhabditidae.
AUGCAAUGCGUUCUCGAAGAGCACCUUCUACUCGGAGAAAGUCGAAUUCUUCAAACGAAACCAACAGUUGACUCGAUUUUGGAUGCCUGUGUGGAAUAUCAAAAAAGUGAGGGUGCCGAUGAUUUGGAAAUAAUCAAAUGGAUGCGAAGGCAACAGGAUAAGCCACUAGUUGCGGAAUUCGCCUAUUGGUAUAUGAUAGCCUAUGAUCAAGAGAAUGGAAGGGAGGAUGUCGGAUAG